AUGACAUGGAUUUCUCGCUCCAUCACGGCCAUUGGUCUCUUGCUGCUGGGUCAUGCAUGCUACUCGGCGCAAGAGCACUCGGCACUACAAUCGUUUAGAGCUGCAUUACCCCUGUCGACGUCUGCAUCUCCGACUGCCACGUCGCUACCGGCAGACAUCAUCACCGAGACAGCUGUUGCCACGAUCAUCAUUGUCCUCGGGCUUGUGUUGGGCGCUCCAAAUCUCCGGCCAAUCCAAUGGCGGGUCUGGGCUGGCAAAAUCGAGAGGGAGGGGGAGCUAGGGUUUCACAACGGCAGUGGCGAAGUUGAAAAGGACUACAUGGGCAAUCCUUUCCGCAUCUUUGAGAGCCGACCAGGCUUUGUCGAUAUUCGAAAACAGAGGCGCGACUUUGCCAACUGGGCUAAGGGUGAUGGCAAGGAUCAGACUACAACUAUUCAGGCAAGAGCUUGA
Colletotrichum truncatum is the source of this 450-nucleotide messenger RNA. Its product is annotated as transmembrane protein 32. NCBI's taxonomy places the organism in Eukaryota, Fungi, Ascomycota, Sordariomycetes, Glomerellales, Glomerellaceae. Gene Ontology annotation, biological process: protein folding in endoplasmic reticulum. Gene Ontology annotation, cellular component: EMC complex. The record is from RefSeq and is a predicted model, not a curated record.